Entamoeba dispar SAW760 is the source of this 1272-nucleotide messenger RNA. Its product is annotated as U3 small nucleolar RNA-interacting protein, putative. The transcript has a single exon. The record is from RefSeq and is a predicted model, not a curated record. Gene Ontology annotation, cellular component: small-subunit processome. Lineage: Eukaryota; Evosea; Mastigamoebida; Endamoebidae. Gene Ontology annotation, molecular function: protein binding; snoRNA binding. Bases 1 to 1272 code for a protein of 423 amino acids.
AUGAGUGACCCUUUUCUUGUACCAUUCAAACAACGAUUGGCAACUGAAAAACCUAAACCACAAAAAAGAGUUGAGCGUAUUCAAACUGAAUUCAAAUACAAUCAUAGUAAUGAAGAUACUGAUAAACAACGACUUUCUAUGGCUCAAAAACAUAUUGAAGAUAUUAAAAAAGAACAUGAACGAUUAAUGGUUGGAAUUACUGAUGAGGAGACAAAACCUAAAAGUGUAUUAGAAACAUUAUUUAAUGAAUCAAUUGAUCAAAGUAAAAAACAGACAUCAGUUUCAGAUGAUCUUCAUUUAAGUUCUACAGUUAUAACUAAAACAACAAGACAUUUAAAUAAAGCAUGUACUGCUGUUAAAAUAAAUAAAAAUGAACAAAAUAAAGUGUAUGUAGCAUCAUUAAAUGGUAAAAUCAUGAUUUAUGAUUUAAUUAAUAAUCAAUAUUGUGGAGAACUCACUGUUCCUUGUAUUGAUAAAACAAAAAUAAGACCUGAAAUAUUAUCAUUGGCAAUUAGUCAUGACAAUAAAUAUAUUGUAGCUACAACUAAAAAUCAUCAUAUACUUAUUUAUGAUUCUUCUAAUAAUCAAUUACUUGGAACACUUAAAGGUCACCAAGACAUUGUUACUUCAUGUGUUUUUAGAGAUGGGACAUAUGAAUUAUAUAGUUGUAGUUAUGAUAGAAGUGUUAAAGUAUGGAACAUUGAAAAUAUUAGUUUAAUGGAUACAUUGUAUGGACAUCGUUCAAAUAUUAAUUGUAUUGACGCAUUAUCUAAAGAACGAUGUGUAACUGGCUCAUCUGAUAAGUCUAUAAGAAUCUUUAAAGUAUCAGAAGAGUCUCAAUUAAUUUAUAAUGCUUAUAAUGAAAUUGAAUGUGUAAGUUUAUUAAAUGAAACAACUUAUAUUGCUGGAUCAUUUGAUGGAACAUUGUCAGUUUACAUAGUAUCAAAGAAAACACCAAAAUAUAUAUUAGAAGCAGCACAUAAACAAGUCACAGCAUUAUGUACCAUUCAAUACAGUGAUGUUAUUUUCAGUGGAGGUGUAGAAGGAAUAGUAAAAAUGUGGAAAAUAAACAUUCCUUCUUCAUUUAAAUCUUCAGAAACACUUUCAUUAGAACUUUUGGGUGAGGUUAAUGUUGGGGGAUGUGUUAAUUCUAUUGACGUAACAAAAGACCACUCAGCCAUAGUUUGUGCAAUAGGAAAGAGGUACAGAUUAGGUGAUUGGAAUAAAACAGAAAAUGCUGUAAAUGGAAUAUCCAUUGUGAAAUUACAUUGA